CUAUAUUGCCAAAAGUAUUGGGACUCUACCCCUCCAAAUCAUUGGAUUCAGGUGUUCCAAUCCCUUCUGUGGCCACAGUAAUAUAAAAUCAAGCACCUGGGAAUGCUGACUGCUUCUACAAAUAUUUGUGAAAGAACGGGUCGCUCUCAGAAGCUCAGUGUAUUCAAGCGUGGUACCGUGAUAGCAUGGUACCAUGAUAGGUUGCCACCUGUGCAAUAAGUCCAUCCGUGAAAUUUCCUUGCUACUAAAUAUUCUACGCUCAACUGUUAGUGGUAUUAUAACAAAGUAAAAGCAAUUGAGAACAACAGCAACUCAGCAACAAAGUGUUAGGCUGCAUAAAAUGACAGAGUUGGGUCAGCGCAUGCUGAAGCGCACAGUGCGCAGAAGUCUCCAACUGUCUGCAGAGUCAAUAGCUAAAGACUUCCAAACUUCAUGUGGCCUUCAGAUUAGCACAACAGUGCGUAGAGAGCUUCAUGGAAUGGGUUUCCAUGGUCAAGCAGCUGCAUCCAAGCCUUACAUCACCAAGUGCAAUGCAAAGCAUCGGAUGCAAUGGUGUAAAACACGCCGCCACUGGAAUCUAGAGCAAUGGAGACGUGUUCUCUGGAGUGAUGAAUCACGCUUC
Staurois parvus is the source of this 622-nucleotide messenger RNA. Lineage: Eukaryota; Metazoa; Chordata; Amphibia; Anura; Ranidae. The record is from the annotation of a GenBank genome assembly.